GAGCCCGUUAUACGCUCACUGUUGGUAGACUGAGACAAGAUGCGAGCUCAACUACAACCUUCCUUUUUGGUCUAAAAAGAGGUUGUUUGGUCUGUUUGGCUACAGCUUCUGAAUUUUUGCUCUCGAUCACUGCUUGUGGCCGAUCACCCUUGCGCGCCUUGGCUGUUGUUCUCCGCAAUGCGCAAGCAGCUCGACCCUCGGAUCCCGACCCUCAUCAACAACAAUGUUAAGAAGAACCACCGGUCGUUCAUCGUGCUAGUCGGAGACAAGGGGAGGGAUCAGAUCGUCAACCUGCACUUCCUCUUAUCUCAAGCCCGUGUCUCCGCUCGUCCCUCGGUGUUGUGGUGCUAUAAGAAGGAGCUCGGAUUCACCAGUCACCGGCUCAAGCGGGAGGCCAAAAUCAAGCGGGAUGUGAAGCGCGGGCUGAGGGAAGCGAAUGACCAGAAUCCGUUCGAGAUCUUCGUGACGGUGACGGAUAUCCGGUAUACAUACUACAAGGAGUCGGAAAAGGUUCUCGGAAACACAUACGGGAUGUGCGUGCUGCAAGACUUCGAAGCUAUCACGCCCAAUCUUCUGGCGCGCACGAUAGAAACGGUGGAGGGCGGAGGACUCAUUGUGCUGAUGCUCAAGACAAUGUCGAGUUUGAAGCAGUUGUACUCUAUGACCAUGGACGUGCAUUCUCGAUAUCGCACAUCUUCCCAUGGUGCUGUCGUCGCAAGGUUCAACGAGCGAUUCAUUCUCUCUCUUGGGUCGUCCGAAGACUGUCUAUUCCUCGAUGACGAGCUGAACGUGCUACCAAUAUCAAGGGGGAAAGACAUUGAGCCUCUCGAAGACGACAGCAUCCCCAAAACAUCACCCGAGCAGACCCAGCUCGAAGAUCUGCGAUCCUCCCUAGCCGACACGACACCCGCGGGCCCGUUACUCACCCUCUCCAAAACGCUUGAUCAAGCCCAAGCCAUCCUCACAUUCAUCGAGGCCAUCUCCGAAAAGACGCUGUCGUCGACCGUCACCCUCACUGCAGCCCGCGGCCGAGGCAAGUCGGCUGCUCUGGGGCUGGCGAUCGCCGCUGCACUAGCGCACGGAUAUUCGAACAUCUUCGUAACGAGCCCGAGCCCAGAGAACUUGAAGACGCUCUUCGAGUUCAUCUUCAAGGGCAUGGAUGUUCUGGGCUACGAAGAGCAUCUGGACUACGACAUCAUGCAGAGUGUGCCGUCCGAGGGUCAAUCGAAAGGUUCUAUUGUACGGGUCGAUGUGUUCAAGAACCACCGGCAGACGAUACAAUACAUCCAACCUCAAGACGCACAUGUCCUCGGUCAAGCCGAGCUGGUCAUCAUCGAUGAAGCAGCGGCGAUCCCCUUGCCGCUUGUGCGGAACCUCAUUGGCCCAUAUCUUGUCUUCCUGGCCUCGACCAUCAACGGAUAUGAGGGUACUGGGCGUAGUCUGUCGCUGAAGCUCAUCCAGCAGCUCCGAGAAAGCACCCGUCCGUCCUUGACAAAAGCCCCUGCCGGUGGAAACGACGACAAGGCCGCGGCGAGCGGCACCAAGAAGACCCCCAAAGCGGCUCCGAAAGCACGCACGCUCCGCGAAGUCAAGCUGACCACGCCCAUCCGGUACAGCGCGGGCGACCAGAUCGAGAAGUGGCUCUACAACGUCCUCUGUCUGAACGCGACGACGAACUCCUCUUCAUCAUCCCACCGCGGGACACCCCAUCCGUCGACGUGCUCGCUGUUCUACGUCAACCGGGACACGUUGUUCAGCUACCACCCCGCGAGCGAGGUCUUCCUGCAGCGCAUGAUGGCGCUCUACGUCGCAUCGCACUACAAGAACCAGCCGAACGACCUGCAGAUGCUGUCCGACGCACCGGCCCACCAUCUGUUCGUUCUGCUCCCUCCGAUCAAAGACGACGAAGAGACGUUGCCGGAGCCGCUGGUCGUGCUGCAAGUCGCACUCGAGGGUGGGCUGAGCAAGGACACGGUGCUGGAUGCUGCAGGCAGGGGCAAGACCGCUUCGGGGGACAUGAUCCCGUGGGUCGUCAGCGGACAGUUUUUGGAGAGCGGGUUCGCCAGUCUGUUGGGGGGCAGGAUAGUCCGGGUGGCUUGUGAUCCAGAUUACGCUGGGAUGGGUUAUGGAUCGCGAGCUUUGGAAGCGCUGAAGUCGUACUUCACGGGUGAACUGUACAACUACGACGAAGCGGAGAAGGCUGCUGGCGUCACGUCCUUCACGCGGGACGACAUCGACCCUAAUGCGAAUGAUUUGCUGACUGAGACGCCGAGCGUCAGACCAGUUUCGAGCAUGCCUCCACUAUUGCAGCGGCUGUCCGAGCGAAAGCCCGAGAUUCUCGAUUAUCUCGGUGUAAGCUACGGGCUAACAGGACAGCUUCUGCGGUUCUGGAAACGGGCCGGCUAUGUGCCAUUGUAUCUGCGGCAGACAACGAGCGAGCUGACGGGCGAGCACAGCUGUGUUAUGGUCCGAGGACUGGCUGAGGGCCAGGACUGGCUCGGAGAGUUUGCCAAGGAUUUCCGAAGAAGAUUCUUGUCUCUGCUGUCUUACAAAUUCCGGGAGUUUAGCAGUGCUACCGCGUUGAGUAUCCUGGAAGCUGUCAAAUCGGUGGACAUCGAAUCAAAAGAGCUUGGCGCGACCGAGCUGUCGUUCCUAUUGACUCCAUUCGACUUGAAGCGGCUUGAAGCAUACACCAAUAACAUGCUCGAUUACCAUGUCAUCCUGGACCUGGUGCCCAAAGUGGCCGGCAUGUAUUUCGAGCGCAGGCUUGUCAACGAUGUCAAGUUGACAGCGGUGCAAAGCGCGAUCCUUCUCGGAUUGGGAUUGCAGCACAAGCAGCUCGAGGACCUCGAGACGGAACUGACCGUGCCCGUGUCACAAACUCUGGCGCUGUUCAGCAAAGUCGUCGCGAAGCUGACAAAGCGGCUGGUCGCGAUCCAGAAAGACGCGAUCAGCGCUGAACUCCCCGAGCCAGCAGCUGCCCCUGCUGCCCCUUCAGACAAGCCUGCUCUGCCGUCCCUUGAAGCGGAGCUCGACGAAGCUGGUGCCGCCGAGAUGAGCAAGGACCGACAGCGCCAGCGGGAGAUGAUCGACAGCCUCGACCUCAAGCAAUACGCAAUUAACGAUGUGACCGCGGACUGGAGCAUGGCCGAGACGCAGAUCGGGAAGGCACGCGGGAACACGAUCGUCAGCGUCAAGUCCACCGCCCAGAAGCGCAAGAACGACGAAGUGGAGAGGAACGAUGCGGAGAAGAAGGCGAAGACGAGGAGAGGGAAAAAGGCUAAGCGAUAGUUCGCUGCGGCCUGAAAGAAGACGAAAGGCAUGGUGGAACCUCGAGCGUGAGACUCUACUUUCUACGACACGCAGGAGGUGGUGAGCGUGCGAGCGAGCGAGAGACUACGUGAGACAACUCAGAGAUGUUAGCCCAGGCAAAAAAGCCAAGGUGCAUGCUUGAAGCUUGCAGUCCGUAUCUCCAUCAUGUAGUAUCAGCACUGACACGUGUAUGCCGGAUAAAAAUACCAAGUCCUAUGCAGAGAUGGGCAUGAGUCUGGCAACCCGAUCUGAUUCCCCAUGUAAACCAAGAGUCGCUACUGCAAGAGCCAACGCGAUAACGUGUUGAGAUCUCAGGCCCAAGCAGCGCGACCAUGCUCAAGAAUAAACGAUGCGUCCAACGAAGUCACCCCAUCGUUUCAGCCGAAAGAUGGCUCAUUUCAUC
Mycena citricolor is the source of this 3715-nucleotide messenger RNA. The record is from the annotation of a GenBank genome assembly. Lineage: Eukaryota; Fungi; Basidiomycota; Agaricomycetes; Agaricales; Mycenaceae.